CGAUUGUGCGCGCUUGAGCUGACAAGCAGUUUAUGGUUGUCUUUUGAACUGGAAGCAUUGCAAACACAGAAUGUUCCUUGUGGCAGAAACAAAAUGCGCACGAGGGGAAAAGGAAUUGGAUGUGGUCCCGCGAACAUGGGUGCGAACCACGAAAACCGGAAGGUCUAUUCUCCUGUGGCCAAGUAAAACGAAAGUGGAAGUUAUAAAGGAAAUGUCGCGAGACGCAACAAGCCAGCCACAAGCUCAUUGGAACCGAUCCGAAUGUAAGAUUUUGCGCACGUGCGAAACCUUCUCGGAUGCCGAAUCUGCUCUGGAGCAAAUGUUUGGGCAAUCAUCUUCCGAAGAUGAUAUACCCAACAAAAAGAAUACGGCGAUUUUAUCAAAACGGCAAAACUUCGACACCAUGUUUGUUACACUGUCGCCGAUUCCACCGCCCGUCCCGAAGCAAAAAUCUCAAUAUCCUGUUCCAUCCACUGUUGUGCCAAUCCUACCACCCACCAAUGAAACAGUUGGACCAACAACCAGUGACCUAUUUCAGCUUUUAACUGAGGUGAAAAAAGAAAUGCAGAACCACAACAAUAAAUUGGCACAGAUCAAGCAGCAGCAACAACACCAAUUCAACCUAUUACAACAGCGGCAAGAUAGCAUUGAAAAAUCGUUAGCUGAGGUUAUUGUUCAACAGAGGCUGAUUUUAGAAGAGAAGGAAGACCCAAUCCCAUUUGAACCAUCGUUCAUGUUUAAGCCGAUGGAUUCCGACUAUCAGCUGCAGGAGCUUGAGGCAAGGCUGAAUGAUGAAGCAUACAAGCAGCAAAUAGAAGAAUGGCUCAAAUGGUCCGUUACAGGCAAGACCUCGGGUAAACGCAUGUUAUGCUGCUUCGAUUUGUUGUUCUCGAGGAAAUUGCAAGAACGGUGUACGUGGACUGGAUUAUCCCGCGAUGGAACAGUUAAAAUAGCGUUAAUGAACCAACACAACGUGAUACAUUUAUUCAAAACCAUAGCCACUACAAAUUCAGAGAGAGUUAAUAGUAAGAUGGUUGCUGCUUUCUUAAUGCAGAGGCUUAAAAAUAUUAGGAAAAGGCCAGCUGAGCGGUCAGCUAGUGAAGCAAUGCACACUUCUUCAGAGAUGCUUGUUGAUGCGGUAUACAUAAAAGAAGAAUCAUUUUGACAGCCUGACUAUGCGUUUAUAGCACAUAGUUUCUGACUAUGUGUGGCAUAAAACGAUUACCCAUUAGCAUUAGUUUUAUAUGAGCUGAGUUCAAGAUAUCUUUACUUUCCAAAAUAAUUAUUUUU
Anopheles coustani is the source of this 1290-nucleotide messenger RNA. RefSeq lists its product as uncharacterized. The transcript has 3 exons. Bases 71 to 1165 code for a protein of 364 amino acids. The record is from RefSeq and is a predicted model, not a curated record. Lineage: Eukaryota; Metazoa; Arthropoda; Insecta; Diptera; Culicidae.